AUGAGCAUUAGGGUAUUCCUAUCCGUGGUCGCCUUAGUGUCACUUGCACUUCAUCUUGGGCUAGGGAUCGUCCUCCAGAAGGCUGAUAAGCUUCGGAACCAGGGGAUUAUCACAGUUCAGAAGAAGUUCUACAACCCAGCUAAUCCUGGCAUUGAGGACUUCAAGCUCGGACAAGUUGCGAACUUCAGCCUUGGAUUCCAAGGAGCAUGUCUCGGAUUCCGAGAGGGCACAGUCAACUGUUCCUCCUUGCACGACGCGCUCGACACUGCGAGGAAUCUUGUGGACGGGCCCGACCUCGGACCUUUGGCAGAAGCGAUCAACGUGAUGAAGGAUCUCAUUUUCGACGACUUAGUUAUUAGCGAUCUUUUCCUUGCGAGUUCUACAGCGAUUUUGUACGUUAUCAUACUCUGGAUGCGCCGGGUUCUGGGCUUUUGGGCAAAGGUUCUGCUGUUCUUAGGCAUGUGUGUCCCUCUAUUCGUUGCCAUUUUCAUGGUUACAACCAUCGGUAUGAUGAAGACUGCACUGAGCGGCUGGGGCCUCGAUGUCCAGUCUGGUGACAGUGCCCUCUGCAGCGGCCUGUUCCUCGGCACUACGAUAGUCUUUAACAUGCUGGGGGCUGGAUUGUUCUUUUAG
Molecule: messenger RNA, 633 nt
Organism: Colletotrichum godetiae
Lineage: Eukaryota; Fungi; Ascomycota; Sordariomycetes; Glomerellales; Glomerellaceae
Exons: 2
Coding region: 1-633 (210 amino acids)
Source: RefSeq, a predicted model, not a curated record